Dromiciops gliroides (monito del monte) is the source of this 1371-nucleotide messenger RNA. RefSeq names its product RFNG O-fucosylpeptide 3-beta-N-acetylglucosaminyltransferase (gene RFNG). Gene Ontology annotation, cellular component: membrane. The record is from RefSeq and is a predicted model, not a curated record. Gene Ontology annotation, biological process: regulation of Notch signaling pathway. Lineage: Eukaryota; Metazoa; Chordata; Mammalia; Microbiotheria; Microbiotheriidae. Gene Ontology annotation, molecular function: O-fucosylpeptide 3-beta-N-acetylglucosaminyltransferase activity. Bases 326 to 1306 code for a protein of 326 amino acids. The transcript has 7 exons.
CCUUAAAGGGCCCGAAGUCGCCGCCGCAUCCCCGCAGCCCUGCCGCUGCCGCCAGCUAGUUCCUCCGCUCCUCCCUUUUCUCUCUCCCCGGUUGCGGGGGUGGGGAGAGGAGAGGAGUGCGGUGCGUCCAGGGCUUAACACGGAGGAGAAACUGAGGCACGGGAAAGCGGCGAGUGGCCGGGUGCUUCCCCGUGCGUCCCCUGGGUGCCCGGUGUCUGUUGGGAGGCCGUGCCUGGAGCCCGGAGUCCCGGCCGCCCAGCCCGGGCCCGGGCCCCGCGGAGGAGAGGCGGAGAUGGCUGGGCCCGUGGCCCGCGGGGGCUGAAGGAUGACCUGCACUGGCGUGGGGCUCGGCAAACUCUGCUUCGUGCUGUCGGUGGCUUUGGGAGCCUUUCUGCUGCUGCUGCUGCCCCUCCCCCGCCUCCAGGCUCCCUGGGGGGUCUGGGCCCAGCCGCCACCCCCACCCCGGCCGCCCCCCACCUGCGAGCAAUCGCCCGGCGCCCCGCGGCCCCGGGAGGGGGGCGUGGCCCAGCCUCUGCAGGACGUGCUCCAGCAGCUCCUGGGGGCUUCCGCCUCGCACCCCCGGACGCCCGAGAGGCUGGAGCCCAGGGACAUUUUCAUCGCCGUGAAGACCACCAAGAAGUAUCACAAGUCUCGCCUGGAGCUCCUCUUCCGCACCUGGAUCUCCCGGGCCCAGCAGCAGACUUUCAUCUUCACGGAUGGUGAAGACCCAGAGUUACGUCUUCGAGCAGGAGAUCAUGUCAUCAAUACCAAUUGUUCUGCCAUGCACACGCGCCAGGCACUCUGCUGCAAGAUGUCUGUGGAAUAUGACAAGUUCAUCGAGUCAGGAAGGAAAUGGUUCUGCCAUGUGGAUGAUGACAACUAUGUGAACUCCAAAGGGCUUCUACAGCUGCUCUCUGGUUUCUCCCCAAGUCAAGAUGUCUAUGUGGGGCGACCUAGUCUGGACCACCCGAUAGAGGCGGCUGACAGAGCCCAGGGAAGUGGAACUGCGUCUACAGUCAAGUUCUGGUUUGCCACUGGAGGAGCUGGGUUCUGCAUCAGCAGAGGUCUUGCCCUCAAGAUGAGUCCUUGGGCCAGCCUGGGCAACUUCAUCAGUACUGCCGAGAAAGUCAGACUCCCUGACGACUGCACCAUUGGCUAUAUCAUUGAAGGGUUGCUGCAGGUGAGACUGCUGCAUAGCACCCUCUUCCAUUCCCACCUGGAGAACUUGCAGAGGCUGCCAACGGACACCCUGCUCAGACAGAAGAGGGUGGUGAAGAAAGCAAGGAAUGUGAUUCAAAACCAGUGAUCUGUAAUUAUGAGGAGUCUGCUUCCAUUGUUCUCCUCUCUCCCCCAACUAGCCCUCUCACCAUU